Entamoeba invadens IP1 is the source of this 2265-nucleotide messenger RNA. Its product is annotated as AMP dependent ligase/synthetase, putative. The transcript has a single exon. Gene Ontology annotation, molecular function: long-chain fatty acid-CoA ligase activity. Gene Ontology annotation, cellular component: membrane; endoplasmic reticulum. NCBI's taxonomy places the organism in Eukaryota, Evosea, Mastigamoebida, Endamoebidae. The record is from RefSeq and is a predicted model, not a curated record. The coding region runs from base 1 to 2265 and encodes 754 amino acids.
AUGUCUGAAGAGGUAGAGAAACCAAUCUUACCAGAGUCCAUUUCUGACGAAGAAAAGUCUCCCAACGAGACCAAAACGUUAUCCAAAGAAACCAACGAUGUUAGUAGUAAGAGUGAAUCAUCUUCUCACCAAUCAGAAGACAAGAAGGAUACUUCUUCAAGUGGGGAAGAAGAUGAAAAUCUAGACACCCAGAAAAAGGUUGCUGUUUCCCAGAUAGUGUUGUCUGAAGAUGGAGGAGAGAAGAAAGUGAGUCCAAAGAAACCAGUUAAAUCGCCGAGUCCAUUUCCUGAUAUUGAAGAUUCUGUUGUUCCAGAGACUCUUGAAGAAAUCGAACCCUUUCAAGGUCUUUCUUCAAAAGCCCUUGAAACUUUGUCGAAGUAUAAUGACAAAUAUGAGAAUGGGAAGUCCAUUUUACAGAACUACAUUGAGAAGAUCAGUGACAUGGAAGGGAACAUUUUCACACAAGAGAAAGUUAAAGUCCCUGAAGUCUCUGUCAAAGACUUUGCUGAAGAAAUUAAGAAGUUAACGAAGUCGUACAUAUCACUCAAUUUAAAGAAUAGAGGCGUCAUGUUUGUGUCGAAGAACAACUACAGAGUCCAUGCUUUAAGUCUUGCAGCGAUAUCUGCUGGGAUGUAUACGGUACAUAUGAAUCCGAGUAUGCCAAUGGUCUCUCUAGUAGAAGCUGUGAAACAAGGUGGAGUCGUUCAAUUAGUGUGUGACAUCGAUAACAAGGACUUAUUAAUAGAAUUAAUGAAAUAUGUGAAAGUGCCCUGUUUGUUAAUAAAUGGCGUGAUGAAUGAUGGCUUUGUCAACUACGACGACUUCAAGAAGAUCAACGAGAGUGUCGACGAGUCGAAAGUCAAAGAUGUUCUCUCGAACCAGAAGCCAACAGACAUCGCCGAGAUUGUCUUUUGUGAAGGACCAAAUAAACUCCGAGGAGUCGUCUGGACGCAUGGAAAUAUCAUUUCGCAGUGUUGUGCAUUGAAGUCGAUGUUUAACUUGACGAUGAAAGACAAGUACAUUAUGUGUCACAACAUGUCGUAUUACAUAGAGAGACUCUUUGCGUUGUAUUUGCCUAUGAUGGUUGGGUAUCAAGUGUAUAUUGCGCCGGAUGUGUUGUAUCGAGAGGGGUUGAAAGGGUAUAUUGAAAUCGCGAAAAAAUACAAACCAACACUUUUAGUCGCUGUCCCAAGAUUCUAUGAGAAACUCCUUGUGCGGCUGAAUGAAGUGUUAAAGACUUCUAAAUUGGCAACGAAGGUGAAAGACUUGGCUGUUGAUGGGAUGGUCAAGCAAGAGGAAGGAAAAUCAAAGCCAGUUGGGUAUGGCACAUCACGGACUUUAGUGUUUAACAAAGGCAAAGAGAAAGUUGGGAUAGUGAAUGUCAAGUACUUCAUCUGUGCAGGGAACAUGCCACAAAGUAUAUUAAAGGAAGUGAUGGGGAAGGGUAUUGAAGUCUUUUGUGGACUUCCAUAUAUCGAAACGACUGGAUUUAUGGCUAUAAAUAGAGAGAAGUGUCUGCAACUUGAGUCCGUAGGUAAACCUAUCGACAAGUGUGAAGUGUCCCUAAAUGGCAGUGAGUUAGUGUGUAAGGGGCCUAAUGUGAGUGGUGGGUAUACCACUGAAGAGAUUGAGGAAGAGUUUAAAACGGGAUGUGAGGCCAAAAUGAAUAACGGGUUCAUCGAAAUCACGACAUAUAGUAAAACGGUGUUAUUAACGAGUUCUGGCGAAUUUAUACCAUAUAAGUUUGUGGAGAACCUUGUGAAGAAGAUUGUAGUCGUGAAGAGUGCGUUGGUUGUUGGUAAUGAACGGCCAUAUUUGAGUUGUAUAUUGUCUGUUGUGUAUUCCAAGGCUAAAGAAACCCUCAAAGAGAAAUGUCCAACAGAGAAGAUGCUUGCCAGAGACUCAUACUUUGGGACGUUUAUACGACAACGCAUCGAUUGGCUUAAUAAACAGUUGCCGAAGUCGUUACAGAUCAAGCGGUUUGGGAUAUUGUUAGAAGGACAGUCUGGGACGGAGACAUUGAAAGAGGUUAUGAAUUUUGAAGACCAAAAAUUAGCACUUGUGAAAUUUGGGCCGUUCAUCGAGAAGUUAUACGUCCGAGGAAGUGUAGAGAAAGAAGGAAAGAAAACAAAAGGGGAGAAAGAAGAACAAAAGAAGAGAAGGAAAGCAGAAAAGGAAAGAGAAAAAGAAGAGAGAAAAGCUGCAAAAGCCGAGAAGAAAGAAAAGGCCGAACGAGAGAAACAAGAAAAGAUGGAGAAAAAGUAA